UAAAAAGUAUAUCUUUCGUCAUUCGUUCUGUUCGUUUUUACGAAAAAUUUAAGUGUAAAAUUUCUUUCCCGCAAAGUAAAAUUCUUGCAAUAAUAAAAAAAAUUUAGAAAAAAUCGACAAAUAAUAAUGACUAGUCAAACCCAGGGUAUACAACAGUUAUUGGCCGCUGAAAAAAAAGCUGCCGAGAAGGUUGCUGAAGCUAGAAAACGCAAAGCUAGACGUUUGAAACAAGCCAAAGAAGAGGCUACCGAAGAAAUUGAAAAAUAUCGCCAAGAAAGGGAACGUCAAUUUAAGGAUUUUGAGGCCAAGCAUAUGGGUUCGCGUGAGGAUGUCGCUGCGAAAAUACGAGCCGAUACGCAGGUUAAAUUGUCACAAAUGGAAAAAGCUAUUGCCAAUCGCAAAGAUCCAGUUAUAAAAGAAAUACUGCAGUACAUUUAUCAAAUUGAACCAGAAAAGCAUAGAAACUAUCAACGGAAGUAAACAU
Molecule: messenger RNA, 484 nt
Organism: Glossina fuscipes
Lineage: Eukaryota; Metazoa; Arthropoda; Insecta; Diptera; Glossinidae
Gene: Vha13
Product: V-type proton ATPase subunit G
Exons: 3
Coding region: 127-480 (117 amino acids)
Biological process (GO): proton transmembrane transport
Cellular component (GO): vacuolar proton-transporting V-type ATPase complex
Molecular function (GO): proton-transporting ATPase activity, rotational mechanism
Source: RefSeq, a predicted model, not a curated record